Molecule: messenger RNA, 2031 nt
Organism: Colletotrichum graminicola M1.001
Lineage: Eukaryota; Fungi; Ascomycota; Sordariomycetes; Glomerellales; Glomerellaceae
Product: methylenetetrahydrofolate reductase
Exons: 1
Coding region: 1-2031 (676 amino acids)
Biological process (GO): tetrahydrofolate interconversion
Cellular component (GO): cytosol
Molecular function (GO): FAD binding; methylenetetrahydrofolate reductase [NAD(P)H] activity
Source: RefSeq, a predicted model, not a curated record
AUGGAGAAGAUUACAGACAAGAUCGCCGCUUUGCCGGCAAACGCCAACUACUUUUCCUUGGAGUUCUUCCCGCCUAAGACGGCAAUGGGUCUCUCCAACCUCCGCGUCCGUCUGGACAGAAUGGAAAGGGCGCUGCGGCCGCUCUUUGUUAAUGUCACCUGGGGAGCCGGCGGAUCUACCUCAACAAAGUCCCUGGAACUGGCCGAGAUCUGUCAAAGGGAGCUCGGUCUCACGACUUGUCUUCACCUAACAUGCACAAACAUGAGCCGCAAGCUCAUUGAUAAGGCCCUUGAAGACGCAAAGGCACUGGGAAUUCGGAACAUCCUGGCUCUCAGAGGCGACCCGCCUCGGAAGAGUGAAUACCGCGAUGCUGAGGACUCUGAUGUGGAUGAUGCCGAAGACUUCGUCUGGGCCGCUGACCUUGUCAGGUACAUCCGCAAGAGCUACGGCGACUAUUUCUGUAUAGGUGUUGCGGCGUAUCCCGAGGGACACGCGGACGAGAGUCACCCCCUAGGACAGAGCUUCGAGCAUGACCUGCCCUAUCUGGUUGAGAAGGUCCAGGCCGGCGCUGACUUCAUCAUGACCCAACUCUUCUUCGACAUCAAGGCCUACGAUGAGUUUGAGAAGAUUCUCAAAGAACACCCUAGCGGCGCAUUCAGGGACAUCGUUAUCCUCCCCGGCCUGAUGCCGAUCCAGAGUUACCAGAUGAUCAAGCGAACGACGAAGCUCAGCCACGCCAAAAUCCCCGACAACCUCAUGGCCCGCCUGGACGCGGUCAAGGGUGACGACGAGAAGGUCAAGCAGGUUGGCGUAGACAUUCUCAGCGAGCUCGUAGAACAAGUCAAGGAGGUCAAGAGCAGGACGCCUGGCCCCAAGGGCUUCCACUUCUACACUCUCAACCUCGAAAAGGCCGUCUCCUUCAUCCUUGAGAGAACAGGCCUCAUCCCCGAUCACAGUCUUGAGGACGAGGAAGCUGUGAUUGACGACGGCCCGGGCGUUCCUGUAUCCAUCCCAGAGGUCCAGCUUAACGGCCUGGCCCCGAUCCACCCUGCCGCGCGUGCACUGUCCGGGCGCCGACAUUCGUCUAUGGGCUCAUCGGACCCCCACAACCGCAUCAUCGUCCCCUCGGCCUCGAACCCCGCCUACGAGACGACGGCGGUCGAGCUCUCGAGUACGGAGCCCGUCAACACGCGCGCCAACACCCUCGCCAUCUCAGAAGGCGUCGGCGCCGUCGGCCGCGAGGCGACGUGGGAUGACUUCCCCAACGGCCGCUGGGGUGAUGCCCGCUCCCCAGCUUACGGUGAGAUCGACGGCUACGGCGUCAGCCUGCACAUGUCUGUGACGCAGGCUGUUCGCCUCUGGGGCACACCCAAGACGGUUCAGGACAUCAACAACAUUUUCAUCCGUCACAUCAAGGGCCAACUCAGCGCCAUUCCCUGGUCCGAGGAGGAGCUCCUCCCAGAGUCCAACAUCAUCCAGCAGGAGCUCCUCGAGCUUAACACUCGCGGGUGGUGGACCGUCGCCUCCCAGCCCGCCGUCAAUGGCAUCCCGUCGCGCGACCCGACCUUCGGCUGGGGUCCUCAGCAUGGCUUCGUCUUCCAAAAGGCCUUUGUCGAGCUCUUCAUCCCCUCGUCCGACUGGGCCAGCCUCGUCGCACGCCUCAACGAGGUGACGGACAACACCAUCUGCUUCUACGCCGCCAAUGCUGCCGGUGAUUUUGUGUCCUCGGACGCGAGCGGCGGGCUCGUCCUCGAAGGCACCGAAGCCAGCACCAACGCCGUCACGUGGGGCGUCUUUCCCGGCAAGGAAAUCAUCACCCCCACCAUUAUCGAGGAAGUCAGCUUCCGCGCCUGGGCGGAGGAGGCUUUCAAUAUCUGGGGCGAGUGGUCCAAGGUCUACGGCAAGGGCAGCGAGAGCGAGAGCCUGUUGGAGCGGAUACGCUCCGAUUACUGGCUCGUCAACAUCAUCCACCACGACUACAUCGAUAGGGACGCGCUGUGGAAGCUGCUGUCGGGUGAGAAGGAAAACUAG